CGUGUAGUUUGGGCCUAGCAUUCGCCAGUUGCACGCUGCUACAGAAGACAGGAAAGAUGUCUUACCACUGCCCUGAAUGUCACAAGACUUUGGCCACUGGACACCAGCACACCCCCAUCUCAGACAAGGAGGGGAGCAUAUGCAAGUACAAGUUGAAGUCCGCAAAAGUGGUGCUGAACGACUGCCUGGCAACUGGACAGCGAGGAAGAAUGUCAUACCACCGUCCUCAAUGUGGCAAGACUUUGUCUGGAGAAGGACAAAAAGGACUCAAGCACACCCCCACCUCAGAUGAGGAGGGGAGCGGGGGGUUCAAGUUGAAGUCCGUAAAAGUGGUUCUAAAGGACUGCCUGGCAACUGGAGAACAACGAGGAAAGAAGAGGUUCUUCUGCUGCGAGUGUGGCGGCACUUUCUCUGAGCGUGGCACUCUCAAAAAACACCAGCUCACCCACACAGGAGAGAAGCCAAAUCACUGUGCUCAGUGUGGUGCGAGCUUCGCACAAAUAGGAGCUCUCAGGCGUCAUGAGCGCAUUCACACAGGAGAGAAGCCUCACAAGUGCACGCAGUGUGGGAAAGAGUUUGCCCGUGCAAGCAAUCUCAAAGUCCACGAGCAAACUCACACAGGAGGGAAGCUGGGGCGCUCCUAUAGCGAAGUGACAGCGUCUCAGGGGUCCAGUCUCCAAUCAAGAGCAGCCAAUAAGGUGUGUGUUGAGAAGUGA
Alosa alosa (allis shad) is the source of this 716-nucleotide messenger RNA. Its product is annotated as zinc finger protein 79-like. Lineage: Eukaryota; Metazoa; Chordata; Actinopteri; Clupeiformes; Clupeidae. The record is from RefSeq and is a predicted model, not a curated record. The transcript is spliced from 5 exons. Gene Ontology annotation, molecular function: DNA-binding transcription factor activity, RNA polymerase II-specific; RNA polymerase II cis-regulatory region sequence-specific DNA binding. Bases 57 to 716 code for a protein of 219 amino acids. Gene Ontology annotation, biological process: regulation of transcription by RNA polymerase II.